AUGGCCCCCCAGUUUACUGUCUAUACUUUCGCAGGCUCGCAGUGGGCCCAAGUAGCGCAUCUGGCAUUGGCUCAGAAAGGCGUUCCAGAAGACAAAUAUGACUUGAAGGAGAUUGACCUCAUGACGGGCGCAAACUUCGAUCCCGAGUAUAUCAAGAUCAAUCCCAACGGCACCGUGCCGAGCAUCACAUCUCCAUCUCUCGACAAGCCACUCACCGAAAGCGUGGACAUUCUUCGAUACAUUGACGCACUCGAGGGAAGAAACGCCUUGGUCCCUUCAGAUCCCGCCGUCAAGGCCAAGGUACAGGCCAUACUUGAUCUCGUCCACUCGCACGAUGCAGGGACCAACACCAUUCUUCUCCUCGCGCGGGACAAGGAGGAGAUGACGGGCAAAAAGGCCAGCGGCUUCAAAGACUUUGUGGUUAAUAGACAGACGAGGCUCGAAAAGGAGCAGGCUGCCGAUCCAAGCCAUUCCUUCUACGGACCCAAAGUGCUGGAGAACGGCGCCCUCAACAAAUUCUACACAACAGAGAUUGGAGAUGAGCAUAAGGAUUUCUUCAAGGACUCGGACGAUGCCUACAAAGCGUUUGCUCGGGUGCUGGACAGCCUGGACUCGCUCUUGGUUCUACCAUAUGCAGCCGGUGAUGCUGUCACAGAAGCGGACUUCCAUGCCACAGCUUGGCUGGCACAUGCUUUGUGGGGAGCAGGCACAAAUGCGACCCAGAUCCAAGACUUUAGCGUCCUGGAGAAGUUGAUCCAGAAAUCAGUCCCAAGCUUCACGAUUGGAGGUAGGACAAGACAGUGGUGGGCAUCCAUAGCCGCUACUGCUGCGUUCAAGAAGGUGUUUCCCACGUUGCAUUAAGUGUGGUGUUGCAAAAACAAAAACAAAAAAAAGAGCUCAUGGUAGAGUAGGCAUUGCAAAUGCUAGCAAUACUAGAAGACAUGUUUGCCUGAUG
Messenger RNA from Trichoderma virens Gv29-8, 955 nucleotides. RefSeq lists its product as uncharacterized. The transcript has 3 exons. NCBI's taxonomy places the organism in Eukaryota, Fungi, Ascomycota, Sordariomycetes, Hypocreales, Hypocreaceae. The record is from RefSeq and is a predicted model, not a curated record. Gene Ontology annotation, cellular component: cytoplasm. The coding region runs from base 1 to 861 and encodes 286 amino acids.